Messenger RNA from Exophiala spinifera, 3870 nucleotides. RefSeq lists its product as uncharacterized. The record is from RefSeq and is a predicted model, not a curated record. Gene Ontology annotation, molecular function: UDP-glycosyltransferase activity; hexosyltransferase activity. NCBI's taxonomy places the organism in Eukaryota, Fungi, Ascomycota, Eurotiomycetes, Chaetothyriales, Herpotrichiellaceae. The transcript has a single exon. Bases 1 to 3870 code for a protein of 1289 amino acids. Gene Ontology annotation, biological process: carbohydrate metabolic process.
AUGUCGACGUCAGAACCCUCGCCUGGUCAACCGCAAGACGAGGCUCAGAUCCCCCAAGUCCUCAUUGAGGAAGCCACCGCAGUGGCAGAAGCAGAUCAGGAGGAGGCAGGCGAUUCGGGAAAUACAAACACCACCGCGCCCUCGCCAGAGAGCCAUGUUCGACAUCAUGGCCGCUCCUCUCCACGCCUAGACGACGUCCCCGCGCCAGCCUACAAUGCCGCCCAGUAUGGGCAGUUGGACAUCAGUCAGAAUGGGCUGGACACGACCGCUCAAGUCAGCAGUAAUGGCAGAAUCAACAUCAACAUCAACCAGCGCAGCAAGAAGCUCACGAACCUCCUCAUACCCGCCCUACGACACCAGUUGGACAUCCAGAAGCAGAAGGCGACUGCUGAGCCUCAAAUCCCAGAGGGCCUCGGGGAGACAGACGAUGGACUGCCUCCGCCCCCUAUGAACAUUGUGAUCCAGAUCGUGGGUAGCAGAGGAGAUGUCCAACCCUUUGUCGCCUUGGGUCAGGUGCUGAAGAAGAAGUACAACCAUCGAGUCAGGAUAGCCACGCAUCCCACGUUCAAAGAGUUUGUGACUGAAAACGGCCUGGAGUUCUUCAGUAUCGGUGGGGAUCCCGCAGAACUCAUGGCUUUCAUGGUCAAAAAUCCAGGGCUAAUGCCAGGAAUCGACUCUCUCAAGGCCGGCGAUGUAGGCAAGCGAAGAAAAGGUAUUUACGAGAUCAUCACUGGGUGUUGGAGGUCUACAAUUGAAGCCGGUGAUGGAAUGGGGGUGCAAGUGGCAGAUGACACUCAAUCCUUCGACAGCGCCAUCAGCUUCGGGGCAGAUCCGAGCUUGAAACCUUUCGUUGCAGAUGCCAUCAUCGCGAAUCCUCCAAGUUUUGCUCAUGUGCAUAUUGCCGAGAAGCUGGGCAUUCCCCUCCACAUGAUGUUCACCAUGCCUUGGUCGCCAACGCAGUCCUUUCCGCAUCCACUUGCGAAUAUUGUCUCCUCGAACACCGACGCCAAUAUGGCCAACUUUGUUACAUAUGCUUUGGUGGAUAUGUUGACGUGGCAAGGCUUGGGAGAUGUAAUCAACCGGUUCCGAGAGAGGAGUCUCGGACUGGAGCCUAUAAGCAUCAUGUGGGCGCCGGGCAUGCUUAGCAGGUUACGAAUUCCCUGGACAUACUGCUGGUCCCCUGCUCUGAUACCAAAGCCUACCGAUUGGGGAAGUUACAUUGAUAUCUCCGGCUUCUAUUUCCUUAAUCUUUCCACCAACUUCACACCGUCGGAGGAACUCGCAAACUUCCUGGCUGCCGGACCCCCACCUGUCUAUAUCGGUUUUGGUUCAAUUGUCGUUGAUGACCCCAACGCCAUGACUAAGAUGAUCUUCGAAGCAAUCAAGAAAACGGGUCAACGGGCUCUUGUGUCCAAGGGCUGGGGUGGGCUCGGCGCCGAUCAAUUAGGGAUUCCAGAAGGGGUAUUCAUGCUAGGCAACUGUCCUCAUGAUUGGCUUUUCCAGUACGUUUCAUGUGUGGUUCACCACGGCGGUGCUGGAACAACAGCCGCGGGAAUUCUUGCCGGUCGACCGACUGUCGUGGUGCCUUUCUUCGGUGAUCAGCCAUUCUGGGGUUCAAUGACUUAUCGUGCUGGAGCAGGACCUAAGCCUGUUGCAUACAAGGUACUGACAGCCGACAAGCUUGCAGAGUCAAUCAUGGAAGCUUUAAAGCCCGAGUCUUUAAAUCGAGCGAAAGAGCUGAGCAUGAAAAUCAAAUCGGAAAAGGGCACAGAGGCCGGCGCGGAGUCUUUUCACAAACAAUUACACUUGUCUGACUUGCGAUGCUCGCUAGCUCCGACUCGGACCGCUGUCUGGCGAGUUAAACGAACGGACAUUCGCCUUUCGCCUCUCGCAGCAAUUGUUCUCGGCAGCGAAGGUCUACUUGACUUCUCGGACCUCAAGUUAUACCGACCUCGAGAGUACGAAACAGAGGAUGGUCCAUGGGAGCCCAUCUCUGGUGGUGCUGCAGCUCUCAUGGGAACAAUUGGCAAUCUAUCUAUGGGCGUCGCCGAUUUCCCUGUGGAAAUAUUGAAGUCGCUAAAGACAGCCAGCACUGAACUCAAGGAUCUACAUGAGCGAAGACAUUCGCCCACUGGAUCGUCCACUCCUCCUGCCUCUUCAGAGCGCGCAUCCGCUGGAGAUGUAUCAACCACAGCUGAUGCCGCGUCGGAAGGCCCGCGUUCUAGCGUUGCGUCAAGUGCCACCACCCAGGUUGGACAGGAACAAGCCACUCCCUCAUCACGACCGUCAGCCAUGUCGACUGUAUAUACUCCAAAUGGCAGCACAAGAGGCUCAUCCCAUGGUCGUCGUUGGUCCCGUGACGGGCACCACUCUCGGUCCAAUUCUGGUUCGCCGAAACCAGGACAUCGUGCGCAAUCACCAGCAUGUGAAGAAGUAGGGCAGAUAACACUAGACACUGCUGUGACUGGAGCAAGAGCUGUUGGGAAGAUUGUGUCCGCCGGUGUAAAAUCACCCAUGGAAUUCACAUUGUCGCUUGCAAAAGGUUUCCACAACGCCCCAAAGCUAUACGGUGAUGAGACGGUCAGGAAUAGCGAGAAAAUUGUGGAUCUACAUUCUGGCCUGAAAGCGGCUGGCAAGGAAUUCAGUUACGGCUUCUACGAUGGUAUUACUGGCCUGGUGACCCAACCUCUAGCCGGUGCUAAAAAGGAGGGCGCCGUGGGCUUCUUCAAAGGAGCAGCGAAGGGCCUUGGAGGCCUGGUCCUAAAACCUGGUGCCGGCAUAUGGGGCCUUCCUGGAUAUACCGCAAAAGGCAUAUAUGCUGAGGUCUCAAAGCACUUCGGCAGUUCCGUGCACAACUAUAUCAUUGCCGCCCGAACAGCUCAAGGAUUCGAUGAAUGGAAGAAUAGCACGCCGGAGGAGAGGGCGUCAAUUGUGCAAGCUUGGAAGGACAGUAAGCUUGAAACUCGUAAAGCUGGGCGAUUGUAUGGGGAGGAACGCAAGGAGACUAUCGAACAAAACAUCCUUAGCAAGACCCACAGCGAUUCCAUCGAAUUAAUUCACGGAUUCAAGAACACCAGACAUCUCAGCUGGGAUGAGCGCAAAGCUCUCGACGUGAGGCGACAGCAACUUAAAAAGGAACAGAAAGAGCUUGAGCGUCGUGAGAAGGCAAUCAAGAAGGAGGAGAUAAAGCGCAGUGGCAAAAUCAAGAGUCGCUGCAAAUUUUGCCCCUUCGAUCACGACAGUAGCGACCAUCUUCACCAUACUCGGUCGUUGUCAAGCAUCAGUUCCAGCCUUGGUCAUGUGAAGAGUCGGGAGGAUGUCGGAGUUAUUGCAGAGUAUGAGGAAGCUAUCCAAAGAGCAAUCACGGAAACCAGUAAAGGCAAUUCAGAGGAGGAUGCAGUCAUUGAGAGAGCGCUACGGGCUAGUCUGCGUGAACUACACACUGCACAAUCUGAUGGCAGUGCUAAAAAGGACAAAGCUCUCAAGACGGCAGUGCUAGCGAGUCUCCAAGAGUUUAAGCGAGCGCAUGCAGAACGCUCGUCUCAAAAGAGUGGCACUGUAUCCGUCAAGGAUGAGGUACAAGAAGACAAGGAGGCUGACCAUCACGAUCGUGAACUCGAACAGGCGUUGACGCAAAGUCUGGAAGAGUACAGAGCGGCCCACUUGGCGCAUGAGGACUCGCAGCACUCCUCUGGCGAUCAUCUGGAUUACAGUGAUUCUGAGGUCGACACAGACUAUGAUGAGGACUUCAAACGAGCCAUCGAAGAAAGCAAGAGACUCCAUAGUGAAAACGAGCAGACGAGGAAAGAUCUUGCAGCGAGGGAGGCGAGCUUACUCGAGGCGGGAAGUGCCAGAGAAGUCGCUGCGUAG